Messenger RNA from Osmia bicornis bicornis, 2537 nucleotides. RefSeq names its product neuronal membrane glycoprotein M6-a (gene M6). The record is from RefSeq and is a predicted model, not a curated record. NCBI's taxonomy places the organism in Eukaryota, Metazoa, Arthropoda, Insecta, Hymenoptera, Megachilidae. Bases 434 to 1225 code for a protein of 263 amino acids. The transcript is spliced from 5 exons. Gene Ontology annotation, cellular component: plasma membrane. Gene Ontology annotation, biological process: neuron projection development.
CUGAGGGCAACGUCCCAUUCACUUUUACCUUCUGACGCCAUAUUGAUUUGUUUUAAAGGGUCAUUGAAAAACACAGAAACGAUAUUAUAAAGUUACGAAUCUUUAACUUAAAUCAUUAUGAAUACUGUGUAAAUUCGUCGUAUUGAAUGUAUUCUCUCGAGUUUCAUACAUGAAACAUAGAAAAUUAUUUUCAUUCUUAAAAAUAAAUAAUAGCAACAGUUUGUCAAAAGGAAUAGUAAGGUCUUCACAAAUGAAUGGUAUGACGUGCGGAUAUAUAAUUAAGAGAAGUGUGUGGGAUGUUAUUCACUAAUACAGCAAACGACAUUCAAUUGCAACAAUAAGUGAGAGAAUUCUAACGAUAUAGUCUCGGAGUCAGUUAUAGGCAGUGUCCAUUUGGAAGUAUUCUAACCACGAACAACAAUAAACUCGAAACAUGGGAAAUAUGUGUAAUGAUUGUAUGGCCAGAGUGCCCUAUGCAACUCUUAUUGCAACUAUAAUGUGUUGCUUAGGGGUGGGUAUAUUUUGUGGCACAAUGUACAGAGGUGUUACAUUGGGUUCUUUAAUGAUGGAUCAGGUAUUUCACUUACAUCUUGGGUGGCUAGAAGCUGUUCAGUUAACUUUUGCAACAAUUGGUGCUAGUAUGGCAGCUUUAGGAUUUAUGAUAUUAUGUGUUGGUUGUCUCGCAACUGGAGCUACAAGGCAUAAAGUAUAUAGAGCAUGGAGAUCCAGAGUUGGUGGACGUAUUUCUUGUGCUGUUUUCAUGACAAUCACCUACAUACUACAACUAGGCUGGCUUGUAAUAUUUGCAUUCUUGGUUAUAAUUACCUGGAUUUUCACUAUAUUUUGGGGAUUAUGCAGUAAUCCUAGAGUUCAGUCUCUUGAUCAAUGCAUUGAUUUCACUCAAUUCAGUUUCAUAUUCCCAAAUAAUACAAGAAUAGAGGACAUGAAGGUAUGUGGACCACAAGAGGUAAAGCUGUUUUGUAAAGAUUUUGUUGAAAAAGCAGAGGUGAUGUUUAUUUUGGCUACAGUAGCCACAAUGCUAGUGGUGUUAAGUUUGAUACAUUACUUGAUGUGUCUAUCUGCCAAUUACGCGCAUAUCCGGGAUCAUGAGAAAUUCCAAGAAUUACAAGAACUUCAGUAUCUGCAAGAGCCAGGAGAUCCAGAUUCUCCUCAACCCGGUAUGGGAACUUUGGGUUCGCAUCAUCGUACUAAAGACAGGUUCUAGGAUACGGCCCGCGAGAUCUUCGCGAUGAAUCCUUUAUAAUUAACAUUCCUGUUUAAAAAAGAUCGAGAAUCUUUUCACUCCAAGGAUUGAUAACAGUUUCGUGUUGUUCUUCUCCUACGUACCUAAACUCAGUAUUCUACUUAAUCAAUUAUUAUCACAGUAGUUUACUGACCGAAGAUCUUGCGGGAACACAUCAUGCCGUCCAUUAUCUGCGACUGUCUUGUAAGCAUUUAUUUUGUUUUAAAGUUAUAAAUCGAUUAAGUAAUUAGAGGUAAGUAAAAUUUCAUUUAUAUAUCGUUGAAUUUCAAUACAUACAUGAGAACAUUCCAUAAUUUAUAUUUGUAAGAAGAUAAAAUAUUUUAUUUUGAACGCAAAUGUAUAGUGAUUAUGCGCGAAGAUUAGAAAAUAUAAGCGCACAGAGUAUACUUUUCAAAUUGUUUGGUAGAUGAAAAUAUAUAUAAUUAUUAUCGACCUACAUAAAUUAGGUACGUAAUAGUUGCACAAAAGUAUUAUUUCGUAUUAAAGAUUUGAUUAACGAUGUGUUUAUGAGACUGUUUAUAAAUACAAACUGUAUUGUUAAGUGCUAUUCAUAUCAUUAAUAUGAAGAUUUGUUCAAUGAAAAAUAUAUAGAUCUUUUCAUAUGUUAGAGUAAAGUAAUCAUCUGCUCUCAUCAUACUGGAGGAAAAGUAAAAAAAAUAUGAUUGGUUUUUGUUAUUUUUUUUUUUAAUUUGCUACUUAUUACACUUGUAUUAAAAAAUAUGUUCGAAUGUUUUAUAUUUUCCUCCGGUAUGAAUAAGUUAAGUAUUAUAUUAGAGAUCUAUCACUCUUGUACAAUUACCUGAAGAGAUUAAAUUGUAAUGUGAAUUAUCAGAGAAGACAAUAGAAAAUUAGUUCAAAUUGUAUUUUUAAUGCACAAUACAUAACUGUGCCAAAUUUAUGCGAUUUAAACUUACGUCUAUAUGGAAGAAAAAACGAUCACGUAUAUAUAUUACACGUUAUUAUUGGUAGACAAUAUUUAACACAAAUACCUAUGGUUAAGAUAUGACACAAGUUCAACUUGCUCAAAUUAUUUCGUAAUUCUGACUAUUUCCGACUGUAUGAUACGUUCAAAAAGUACUAUAUCGCGCACAUUAUAUAAAUACAUAUCAAAUUGGACAAUGAGUUUCAUUUAUAUAAAGUUACAAUAAAUAAUUGUAUGAGAAAAAUUACUGUACGAACAAAAGAUGGAUUUAUUAUUAAGUUUGUUCUAUAUUUGUUUUUCUAAACAUUUGUAUAUUCUUGUAAGAUCAAAUAAAAAAUACUUUCUAAUCGA